Molecule: messenger RNA, 1626 nt
Organism: Peromyscus maniculatus bairdii (prairie deer mouse)
Lineage: Eukaryota; Metazoa; Chordata; Mammalia; Rodentia; Cricetidae
Source: RefSeq, a predicted model, not a curated record
GAGGUGGACUUUGAACAGCUGCUGCUCCUAGUGGGCACUCUGCUUCGUGCUUCCUUUUCAGAAGGGAGCUCUCAGCUGUGCCUGCUGCAGUCCUGAUCUCCAACCCCAGGAAACAAAACUAUCCUUCAUAGGAAGCUAAUGGAUGUAAGCUUUAGUCCCUGAAGUCCAAGAGGAGCUGCAGGAACUAACCAUAUGCAGUGAGGGGUUGAAGGACUUCAGUGUGUGCACGCUUUCUCAGAAGCACAGGGUGACAUUAUACAACACCUGAGGCCACUGAGAUCUGCUUCCUGUGUUGACCAUGCCGGGGUGGAGCUGCCUGGUGACAGGAGCAGGAGGGUUUCUGGGCCAGAGGAUCACCCCCAUGUUGGCUCAGGAGAAAGAGGUGAAUGAGAUCAGGGCCUUGUUCAGAUCCUUCACUCCAAAACACAAGGAGGAAUUAUCCAGUACUCAGCUCCUGUUGGAUGCUUGUGUGGAAGCCAGUGUCCCAGUCUUUAUCUACAGCAGCUCAGUGUCUGUGGCUGGACCAAACUCCUACAAGGACAUCAUCCAGAAUGGCUGUGAAGAAGACAAUCAUGAAAGAACAUCAUCUCAUCCUUACCCAUACAGCAAAAAGAUGGCUGAGAAGGCAGUGCUGGCAGCGAAUGGGUGCAGCCUGAAAGAUGGUGGCACUUUGCAUACUUGUGCCUUAAGACUCCCAUUCAUCUAUGGGGAAGGGAGUCAACACAUUUCAUACACAGUGAAUAGAGCACUCAAGAAUAAUGGCAUACUUGACAAUUUUGCCAAAUUCUCUGUGGUCAACCCAGUGUUUGUGAGUAAUGCAGCCUGGGCACACGUUCUGGCAGCCAGCAGCCUACGAGACCCCAAGAAGUCACCAAGCAUCCAAGGUCAGUUCUACUACAUCACAGAUGACACCCCUCACCAAAGCUAUGAUGAUUUAUAUUAUGCCCUGAGCAAGGACUGGGGGUUCCACCUUGAUCCCAGUUGGAGCCUUCCUCUGCCCAUGCUCUACUGGCUUGCCUUCCUGUUGGAAACUGUGAGCUUCCUGCUGCAUCCAAUCUACAAUUACCAGCCUCCUUUUAAUCGCUAUAUGGUCACAAUGUCAAAUAGUGUGUUCACCUUCUCCUACAAGAAAGCUCAGCGAGAUCUGGGCUAUGAGCCACCUGUCAGCUGGGAGGAAGCCAGACAGAAAACUUCUCAGUGGAUCGGGUCACUAGUGGAGCAGCACAAGGAGACACUGAACACAAAGACUCAGUGAUGUGACCAUGGCAGGGACAUGGCCCUGAAGUUGUCAGGUCCUCCAGAAAGGGUCUAAGACACAACCCAUCUCCUACAGUUCCCUUUGACACACUGGCCAACUUGUCUUCCAGUCACCAAAGCCUUGCCAGGCACUGACCCAAACUUUUGCCCUGAGCACUUGCCCAGAGACACACAGGCUGUGCCUCAACUGCUGUGACCAAAGGCUCAGUUUCUGGUGGUGAACUGAGCAGAGUCUCCUGUAACUUAGAAUUUCAUCAGUGUUUCCAUUUCCCCUCUCACAGUUCCAAAGCAUUGCUUGUCUGAGAAAAUUCCCAUUGCUUCAUGAAGCUCAAAGAAAGAACAAUAAAAAGGUUUCAUGACUAAUCCAGA